AUGGCAGGCAAGGAACCUACCGAGGCCCGGGAGAGUCUGAGGAGGGCAGAUCUAAGAAGGAAAGCCACCACCCGAAGCCCCCUCCCCGCCUUUUUCAGCACCAAAACCAAUCUUUAUUCCUCCUUCACUGUAUAUGCUACUAAAUCCAUCGUUUCUGGGUUUGAUUUUUUUAAUAUCACCUCUACAAGAGCUCCUGGUCCGCGGGGAGUCCUCUUUCUCUCCUCCCGGAAGCUGUUUGCUAUCCAAAUCCUCGCUUUCAAACCCUGGACACCAAGGGGAACCUCACGGCCAAGUCGAGUUGCUCCUGGAGACCCAAGUCCAGCUGCGGUGCCAGGAAAAGUUAGGGAGCCUCCCCUGGAUGUCUCCCAGCCCCUCCCCCCACGGGCAGAGCCUGGGAGAAAUAUUGGGGCACAGGGGGGAGGGAACCAGCCUCCCCGGGAGAGCAGAUGGGUGGGCAGUGAAAGUGGGAGCGGAGCGGAAUCUCAGCAGCCGAGACCAGGGUGUCGCCCGCCCUGGCGCGUGGCGCUCUGGUCGCUGGCCUACGGGGCCGUGGUGGCCGUGGCCGUGCUCGGGAACCUCGUGGUGAUCUGGAUCGUGCUGGCUCACAAGCGCAUGCGGACCGUCACCAACUCCUUCCUCGUGAACCUGGCCUUCGCCGACGCCGCCAUGGCUGCGCUCAACGCGCUGGUCAACUUCAUCUACGCGCUGCACGGGGAAUGGUACUUCGGCGCCAACUACUGCCGCUUCCAGAACUUCUUCCCCAUCACCGCCGUGUUCGCCAGCAUCUACUCCAUGACGGCCAUCGCGGUGGACAGGUACAUGGCCAUUAUUGAUCCCUUGAAACCCAGACUGUCUGCCACGGCUACCAGAAUCGUCAUUGGAAGCAUCUGGAUUCUGGCAUUUCUACUUGCUUUUCCUCAGUGUCUUUAUUCCAAAAUCAAAGUCAUGCCAGGCCGUACCCUUUGCUAUGUGCAGUGGCCAGAGGGUCCAAAGCAACAUUUCACGUACCACAUCACUGUCAUCAUCCUGGUGUACUGCUUCCCGCUGCUCAUCAUGGGCAUCACCUACACCAUCGUCGGGGUCACGCUGUGGGGAGGGGAGAUCCCGGGGGGCACCUGCAACAAGUACCAGGAGCAGCUGAAGGCCAAGCGAAAGGUUGUAAAAAUGAUGAUCAUUGUCGUGGUGACCUUUGCCAUCUGCUGGCUCCCCUAUCAUGUUUACUUCAUCCUCACUGCCGUCUACCAGCAGCUGAACAGGUGGAAAUACAUCCAGCAGGUCUACCUGGCCAGCUUCUGGCUGGCCAUGAGCUCCACCAUGUACAACCCCAUCAUCUACUGCUGCCUGAAUAAGAGAUUUCGCGCCGGCUUCAAGCGGGCCUUCCGCUGGUGCCCUUUCAUCCACGUCUCCAGCUACGACGAGCUGGAGCUGAAGGCCACCAGGUUCCACCCGACGCGACAGAGCAGCCUGUACACGGUGACCAGGAUGGAGUCUGUGAGCGUGGUGUUCGACCCCAGCGACGGAGACAGCGCCAGGUCCAGUCGCAAAAAGAGAGGGACAGCCAGAGACGCAGGCUCCGGAGUCUGCUCCCGCAGGAGCUCCAAGUCCGCCACCCCCGCGGCCAGCCUGGUGAGCGCCCCCUACACCCCGGUGGACGACGGAUCCUGACUGCCUGCUGGGUCAGUCACUUCGGGAGUCCCGCCGCUGCCACCUCUGCGGUCUGACGCUCUCUGGAAACAGAAGGAAAAUGUUUAGGCAGCUACCCUUAAGUUGAGACAGGUUGCACAUCAAUAUAACGAGAACACUACUGAGGUAUUAGCUCCCUCCCCCCUCCAAAAACACAGCAAAAUGGGCUUUUAAGUGCAUUGCUUGAAAUCUCUGAAUUUUUAUAUGCCACGAACAAGAAUAUAAAUCUGAAAAAUAUUUUGUAAAGGGUCCAGUUUUGCUCGUUUAAAAAUUGCUGCGUACGUUUUUCGCACUAAAAUGCCAGUUUGUUCCAAAACAUUACACAAAGUUUAAAAUAUAAUAUUGUCAGUGAAGAGAAAGCAAGACUGCAUAAAAUGAAAUGUUUUCAACUACAGACAUAGAAUGGAAAAGUUAAAUGACUCAUUUUCCU
Messenger RNA from Fukomys damarensis (Damara mole-rat), 2113 nucleotides. It is a transcript of the gene Tacr3, whose product is annotated as tachykinin receptor 3. Gene Ontology annotation, molecular function: tachykinin receptor activity. Gene Ontology annotation, biological process: G protein-coupled receptor signaling pathway; positive regulation of flagellated sperm motility. The record is from RefSeq and is a predicted model, not a curated record. The transcript has 7 exons. Gene Ontology annotation, cellular component: plasma membrane; sperm midpiece. Bases 1 to 1665 code for a protein of 554 amino acids. NCBI's taxonomy places the organism in Eukaryota, Metazoa, Chordata, Mammalia, Rodentia, Bathyergidae.